AUGACGGAAGACGAAGAUACAACUUGGUUGAUUGAGUUGGAAACAGCUCUUUUAGAUGGCUGCAGUUCCUACGAAAUAAACAACAUUACUAAGGGAAAAAAAUCCCCGAUAGUCUGCGAGCUGAUGUGUGGCUGGUAUGUCUUAAUUGCCAGGAUGAGAUCUGAUCCCUUCUUUAUAUUCUUUCUCUGUCUUAUAAUGAUAAUAAACGCUAGAGAACAGCUCUUACAAAUGAAGAAUGAUGACAAAGCAACUGUCAUAGAAACUUUGAGAAAAAUGCCUAGUGCACUGGAAGCAAAUGAUGUGUCUGACUUUUGUUCUCUGGCGCAUUACUAUUCUCUUAAGACACCAGUAUCAUUUCGGGAAGAUGUUUUAGAGGUACUCUUCUCUGAAAGUGGUCUUGAAAUAAACUCUAAAUUAUAUUCCCAAGCACUAUGUCUUCCGUUAGCUGUCCAUGAGCUAAUUGAAAGUGCAACUGUAGAUGCAAUAGAUUCCGAUACAGUGAAAUUCUUUUUAGUUGAUUGUCGACCAGCAGAGCAAUAUAAUGCUGGCCAUCUUUCUACUGCUUUUCAUUUGGAUUGUAAUUUGAUGUUGCAAGAACCUAAUGCUUUUAACACUGCAGUACAAGGUUUAUUAAGUGCACAGAGACAAGCAUUAGCUGCAGGAUCCCUGGCUGCUGGUGAACAUUUGUGUUUUGUGGGCUCAGGGAGAACUGAGGAAGACAGCUACGCGCAUAUGGUUGUAGCUUCAUUCCUCAAAAAGAAUAUUAAGCAUGUUUCUAUGCUCGAUGGGGGGUUUGUUGCUAUACAUGACUAUUUUGGCCCACAUAUGACAGACUGCUUGGAAGAUCAUAAUCCAUCAAAAUGUUUAGUCUGUGCACCAAAUAAUAACAAUUUUGGUAAAGAAAUAAGAGAAUCAAAGAGGCGAGACAAUAUUCCAGCCAUUCAGUUAUUUGGUAAACUCUCAUCUGCGAUGAAAGCUAAGAGUCAAGAGGUGAAAGGAAAACUGAUAGAGUAUAUUGUAAAUCCCAAUUCAACAACAACAUCUAAUGACUGGCAUGUCUCUGUAUCAGACAGGAAGGAGAACAGAUAUAGAAAUGUACCACCAGUAUUCAGCAUCAAUGAUGAAGACGAUGAAUCAUACUCGGACAUCAAACAAGAUGUUGUAAACACUGAAAUAAUGGAUGAAGUAGUGGAGAUAGCAACAUUCCUCAAAGGUUCGAAUGUAAUUAAUAGUUUCCAAUGUCAAGAAGUGCUAUACAACGGCUAUAUGUAUGACUCAUAUCUAGUGAUAACGGAAACUCAUUUGAUAAUUUUACGCGAAAUUCCUAAUAAGAAAGGCCUUGCCAAAGUAUUAUCUAGGCGAUUGUUAUCAACGAUUGUAAAAAUUACAGCAAAAAAACGACACCCAGAGUUAAUCACAUUCAAGUAUGGUGUGCCCGAUGGUGAUAACCUACUUAUUAAGGAUAUGGACCGAUUUCUUAUUCCCAACGCUUCACUAGCAACGAAGGUGAAAAUAGUCAAGACACUUAUUGACGACACGACAUUUAUAAUGAUAGAAAUAAUAUUUCCUAAAGAAAAGCACAAGUCCACGAAACAAUAA
Leptosia nina is the source of this 1599-nucleotide messenger RNA. The record is from the annotation of a GenBank genome assembly. Lineage: Eukaryota; Metazoa; Arthropoda; Insecta; Lepidoptera; Pieridae.